AUGGCGGGGUCAUUGACUGAGAGAGAAGACAAAUUAAGUGCAGAUAAAAAGACAGAGCCAGGCGGGGCCCACCUGCACCGAGGACCCCCCCCCCCCCCGGGCGGGCCUCCCACGGCUGCAGCUGCCGCGCAGGGGCUUGUGGGGAUUGUAGUCCACAGGCUUCCUUGCGCAUGCGCCGUGAUCACGGAGGCGCGCGCUGUGGGCGACUUGUUCCGGGGCGCUGAGUUUGGAAACACGUGUUUCUUCAGGCAUCAGCUACAGCUCAACUGUCAUCUUCUAAAGCCUUCCCUCACUGCCUGGACCCGCUCAGGGUGUGUCGAGUCCCUGUUCUCUGUGCCUUUGUGCGGCUCUGUGGAAUGUCUGCUGCAGUGCUUCUCAGGUUCCAGUGAAUUCGUUUGCUCACCUCCACCCCGUGUUCCAAAUUCAGCUGCACCUGGACCUCGGUGCUCUUCCCCUCAAGAGGCUGAUGUGAGCACCUGGUCUCCUUGCGGCUGCAGAGACUCAGAUCAGCAUGAUAACCAGACUGAGCGAAUGAGAGAGGCGUUUGUGGGAGAGAGCUGUGUGGGCUUCGGCAGUUCUGCCUUCUCAGGAGCCUACCCUUUCCCAGAGGAAGACAGUAUGAUUAAGUUUCAGACAAGCUCACGCUGUCACCCGUCUGCCUGGAAACCAUCUUGCUCAAGGCCACAAAUUCAUGAGGAAGGCGUGACCUUCAAGGACGUGGCUGUGGUCUUCACGGAGGAGGAGCUGGCGUUGUUGGACAAGGCCCAGAUCAACCUGUACCGCGAUGUGAUGCUGGAGAACUUCAGGAACCUCAUCUCAGUGGGAGAAGGGAUUGAAAAGAACAUUUCGAAUCUUCAGGAAAAAGGGUUGAGUUACCUCCUGCAAGAAGUGCUCUACUGUUGGCAGAUUUGGACACAAAGGAUCAGUGAAUUAACUGUGGCUCAGGAUUCUGUCACCAGUCUUCAAGGAGAUUGUCCCCAAUAUUUAGAAGGAGAUGUCUCCCUCUGUGAAGAGUGGGCAGGAGUGUCUCUUCAGAUUUGUGAAAAUGAAAACUAUGUAAUAAAUGCCGUUAAUUUAGAAAACCAGGAUGGCGCGGCUUGGAAAGGCCCGACACAGACCCCAGAAUCUUGGAGGAAAGCCAUCAUAAUGACUGAGCCCCAGAAAUCUCAGGGAAGAUGUAAGAGAAUUCCUGUGGAAGAGACGUAUGGAUGUGCUCGGUGUGAUGACAGCUUCAAUGGGACCUCACGUGAUCUGGGUGAUUCCCAAGAAUGUAAAGGAGACGAAUCUUGUACAUACACCGCCUGUGGGGAAAACUUGGCUAUGAAAUCAGCAGUCCAACAACAUAAUGUGGUCCACGCAGUCUCACAACCUUUGAAAUGUAAUAACUAUGGAAUGGGCUUCAUAGAGGAUACAAAUCCUCAUGGUCAUCGUGGUGCUCAUAUAGGAGAAAAAUCUCAUAAAUGUGAUCAGUGUAGAGAAGACUUUAGUCAAAGCUCAGAUCAAACCCACUCAGAUGAGAAGCCGUAUGAAUGUCAGGAGAGGGCUGAGGGCUGUAAACAGAGCUCAGACCUUCCCAAAUAUCAGAAGGGCGCCUUGGGAGACAAACCCUAUAGCUGCAUUAAAUGUGGCAAGGGCUUCAGGCGCAUCUCCUCUCUUCACAUCCAUCACCACGUCCACACAGGGGAGAUGCCCUACAGAUGUGAGGUGUGUGGGAAGGGGUUUGGGUUCAGGUCCCUUCUUUGUAUUCAUCGGGGAGUGCCCACAGGGAAGAAGCCCUGUAAAUGUGAGGAGUGUGGGAAGGGCUUUGACCAGAGCUCCAAUCUGCUCGUCCAUCAGAGAGUCCACACGGGGGAGAAACCUUACAAAUGCAGCGAGUGUGGCAAAUGCUUCAGUUCGAGCUCCGUGCUUCAAGUCCACCAGAGGUUGCACACGGGGGAGAAGCCUUAUAGGUGUGGGGAGUGUGGAAAGGGCUUCAGCCAGAGUGCCCACCUUCACAUCCACCAGAGGGUCCACACCGGGGAGAAACCCUACCAGUGCGGUGUGUGUGGAAAGACGUUUGCAUACAGUUCAGUCCUUCACACUCAUCAGAGAGUUCACACGGGAGAGAAACCAUAUAAAUGUGGUGAGUGUGGUAAGGGCUUCAGUCGGAACUCAGAUCUUCACGUUCAUCUCCAAGUCCACAUGGGAGAGCGGCCCUGUAAGUGUAAAGAAUGCGGCAAGGGCUUCAGCCGUAACUCGGAUCUCCUUGCUCAUCAGAGAGCGCAUAUGGAUGAGAUGCAGUAUCCAUGUCGUGAGCAUGGCGAGGGUUUUCGUCAUAGCUCAGACCUUACUCAUCAAAGACUGCACAAAAGGACAGAAGCAUUAUAAAGAUAGUAAGUCAGGGUUCCGUCAGGAAAACAGAAGCCACUGUAUCUAUUCCAGAUGAUAGAGGCUUACUCAGCCGUUGGGAAGGCCGGGGGAGCGGAGCACAGGGACACUGCCACCCUUGAUGUCAGUCUACAGCACUGGAGCAGCUGGUUCUUCAGCAUUUCAGGAAAGUAUUGUGGAUCUCAAGAACUUCUGCAAAGCUCCCAUCAACUAUCGUGUGCUGUGGUGGCAAAGUAAGUGGUUCUUGACAAAUGGAUGGUUUGUGGCAGUAGCAAUAGUUAGAGGUCAAAUUUCCAUUAAUGGGUGUGCCCAGGAGGGAAAUUCUAAUUGGGAUGAGUACAAAUAGGACUUCAGUCCACCCUAAAUCUUUAGUUUUUUUUAGAGAGUCACUACUAGAAAGAUAUUCUCUGUAUAAAAAACAUUCAAAAUGUGCUCCGAAAUGAAACCCAUGUAAUUACUGUGGUAAGAAUAUUAGCCCAUCCUCAGGUUUUCAAAUCCGUUAGGUGCUCUAAACAGGAGAGAAACUCUGUAGAGGUGAUAUUUUAAGGGUGUGGCAGAGACAGUGCUGUGGGUUCAUCAUUGGUUCUAUUUCCUGGGCACAUAGGAAGACUCCAUUUCCCAACAGCCCUUGCAGUUACGAGUGGGUCCAUGUGAGUGAGUUCCAGCCAAUGGUGUGUGAGCAAAAGUGAUAGAAACCGCCUCCGGGCCUGGCCCUUAUGAGUGUCUCGUGAUGUCCUCCAGGCUUCUCUUUCCUGUCACGGUGACCUUGGAGGCUGUUUGUUCCAGACUGGAUUGAUGGAAGGUGGCACUCUCACCUGUGUUGGACUUUUGAGUAAGAAAUAAACAUUUAUUGUGUUACGCUACUGAGAUUUUGGUGGUUUAUCUGUUAUUAGCAUUGCCUCGGCUAUCCUGACUACUACAGAGGGAUUUAAUAGCAACAUACUUCAUAGUCAUUGGAGUCCACAUUAGAAAGCAAUGUUA
Messenger RNA from Diceros bicornis minor, 3348 nucleotides. It is a transcript of the gene ZNF285, whose product is annotated as zinc finger protein 285. The record is from RefSeq and is a predicted model, not a curated record. Gene Ontology annotation, molecular function: DNA-binding transcription repressor activity, RNA polymerase II-specific. Gene Ontology annotation, biological process: negative regulation of transcription by RNA polymerase II. Lineage: Eukaryota; Metazoa; Chordata; Mammalia; Perissodactyla; Rhinocerotidae.